AGCCUCGGAUUCAGACUGGCUCUGGGGUUAGCUGUGCGAGGCCAGCUGGCUGCUCAGCUGACUGUAGUGCAUCGCUGCCCAGCAGCCUGAGACUGCAGGGUGUUUUUUGGAGAGUUGAGUUUCAAUGGCCACCCUGACUAGUGAGAAGCAAGGACUGCUUAUAUGGACAGCUUGUUUUUAUCCUGUGCAGAGUCGGCUUUGUAGUGGGAUGUUGAAAUAUGACACAAUGCCUGUUUGUUUGCAAUAGCUGCAACCCUCGUAGCAGAGAUUCAAGUGGGAAACAGAGGGGGAAUCCAGAGACAAACCAGCGGGGAAUUAGGAUCUGUGACGCCGUGUCCUCUCUCUGGUGCCGGAGCAAGCAAAGGAAAGAGAGGUAGAGGAAAAGACUGAGCCUUGCAACCAACCAUCAUCCUGACGAUGUGUCAGUCAAACACCCUGCAGGGACCAGAUCUGCACACAGGGAAAUGGUGAGAUGCUAUAAAGCUUUAUCUAACCCUCCACCCUCUUGCUACAACCUCCGCAAAGUUAAAAUUCAUGUCCGGAGGCUGCGUUCAGGGAACGGCGGCAGCAGCAGCUGUGCCGCGGACCAGCACCCACAACUGGAGAGUCCAGGCCCGGCUGGCUCUGCCGGUGGUACACCAAAUAGGAGAACUCGUUUCAGGUUGCAAUUUCCCCAGCUGGCCCUGAGGCGAAGGUUGGGCCAGCUAAGCUGUAUGUCUAGGCCUGCUCUGAAACUCCGUUCUUGGCCUCUGACUAUUCUCUAUUAUCUUCUGCCUUUCGGUGCUCUUAAACCCCUGACCAGAGUGGGAUGGAGGCCUAUGAGCAGGGUUGCUCUGUACAAAUCUGUACCAACUCGGCUGCUGUCACGAGCCUGGGGUCGCCUGAACCAGGUGGAGCUGCCUACAUGGCUCCGGAAGCCUGUUUACAGCCUGUACAUCUGGACGUUUGGAGUGAACAUGAAGGAGGCAGCUGUUGAAGAUCUGCAUCACUAUAGAAACCUCAGCGAAUUCUUCCGCAGGAAGCUGAAACCACAAGCGCGGCCAGUCUGCUGUUUGCACAGUGUAAUUAGUCCCUCUGAUGGAAAGAUCCUUAAUUUUGGACAGGUAAAAAACUGUGAAGUAGAGCAAGUAAAAGGGGUAACUUAUUCUCUGGAAUCUUUCUUGGGACCUCGCAUCUGCACAGAGGAACUGCAUUUUACCCAGGCCCCGCCUGGUAACUCUUUUCAGCAACAACUAGUCACAAAGCAGGGGAAUGAGCUCUAUCAUUGUGUAAUCUACCUUGCACCAGGGGAUUAUCACUGCUUCCACUCACCCACUGACUGGAGAGUGUCACACCGACGUCAUUUCCCAGGCUCUCUGAUGUCUGUGAAUCCUGGGGUUGCUCGCUGGAUCAAGGAACUGUUCUGCCACAAUGAACGAGUUGUCCUUACAGGUGACUGGAAACAUGGCUUUUUCUCUUUAACAGCUGUAGGAGCAACAAAUGUGGGCUCCAUCCGCAUCUACUUUGACCAGGACUUGCAUACCAACAGUCCACGUUACUCUAAAGGUUCCUACAAUGACUUCAGCUUCAUCUCUAAUAACAACAAGGAGGGAAUCCCCAUGAGGAAAGGAGAACAUUUAGGGGAAUUUAACUUGGGCUCUACGAUUGUACUAAUCUUUGAGGCACCCAAGGACUUCAAAUUCCACCUCAAAGCCGGACAGAAAAUCCGCUUUGGAGAAGCACUGGGCUCUCUAUAGAAACUCUCUCAGCAAGAAAAUUUUCUAUCCAAAGGGACUCUUACCACACCACUGAGUGUUUCACAUAACAAACAAGUCUGUAUCACUCAGCAGGACCUGGGUGAGGAAAACAGAAGAUGUCAUUGCUAUGUUAAACUUGAGAAUAUUUGGUCUAUAUUUACAUGCUGCUGAAUGCAGAGAAAAUUUUGAAUGACCAUAUAUGUAUCAGGUACAGCUGCCUUUAAAGAUGUUGACCGUGGAGGUUUCUGUCCCACCCUGUGCCUGUAGUCUUUCAUGUUCUCCUCUCAAUGUGCCACAGGAUAAUUAUGUUC
Balearica regulorum gibbericeps (East African grey crowned-crane) is the source of this 2047-nucleotide messenger RNA. It is a transcript of the gene PISD, whose product is annotated as phosphatidylserine decarboxylase. Gene Ontology annotation, cellular component: mitochondrion. The record is from RefSeq and is a predicted model, not a curated record. Gene Ontology annotation, molecular function: phosphatidylserine decarboxylase activity. Gene Ontology annotation, biological process: phosphatidylethanolamine biosynthetic process. Lineage: Eukaryota; Metazoa; Chordata; Aves; Gruiformes; Gruidae.